This is a messenger RNA of Fonsecaea erecta, 1020 nucleotides long. RefSeq lists its product as hypothetical. Gene Ontology annotation, biological process: methylation. The record is from RefSeq and is a predicted model, not a curated record. The coding region runs from base 1 to 1020 and encodes 339 amino acids. NCBI's taxonomy places the organism in Eukaryota, Fungi, Ascomycota, Eurotiomycetes, Chaetothyriales, Herpotrichiellaceae. The transcript has 2 exons. Gene Ontology annotation, molecular function: S-adenosylmethionine-dependent methyltransferase activity.
AUGGGCGACUCAACGGAGGAGCCAGACACAAAGCACGCAGGAGACAAGUACGAAGUGCCCACGUACGAGGCACACUCCUCGUUUGACAGCCUGAAACAACGCAUACGGCAACACUAUGAGAUCGCUUCAGACUAUUACUACUCUCUGUGGGGCCAACACAUCCACCACGCCUACUUUCUCACUUCGGAGGACACCAAGGAGACGGGUCAAACCAACCUGAUCAACCUGCUGCUCGACAUCUCCAAACUUGCACCCAAUUCCACGGUUCUCGAUGUUGGCUGUGGCAUUGGCGGCACGACGCGGCACCUGGCACGCGAGCAUGGCUGCACCGUGACGGGUAUCACAAUCAGCGGACGACAAGUCCAGAUCGCCAAGCGUCUCACGAGCGAUGAAGCGGCCCGAGAUUCCAGAAAUACUUCUUCGAACGUGGUGGCAACGACGACGCCCUCCUCCGCAGGUCGCGAUGGCGCAGACAAAUCAUUCAUGCCUCUCGGGUCCAAGAACGGCCGAGUGCACUAUUUCGAACUCGACGCGGAAAAGAUGGAGAGCCGCUUCUCACCCGAGUCGUUUGACUGCGUCUGGAUCUCCGAGGCACUGUCCCAUUUCCCCGACAAGGCCUUGUUCUUCCGCAACGCGGCGCGCGUGCUGCGCCCUCACGGCGGCAAGCUCGUGCUGGCCGACUGGUUUAAGUCGGCGCCCCUGACACCCGAGCAGAUGGAGAACGACAUCAAGCCCAUCGAGGACGGCAUGCUGCUGCCGCCCCUCAAAACCAUGGCCGAGUACGUGGCCCUGGCCGAGGCGGCCGGCCUGCGCGUCUUCCACGCGCCCCAGGACAUCUCCCAGCAGGUAGCCCGCACCUGGGACAUCAGCUGGGAGUUGGUCAGCAAUCCCAGCCUGUGGGCCUUUGCCAUCUCCCAGGGUCGGGACGGGCUCGCCUUUCUGCAGGCCUUCCGAGCCAUGAGGCGCGGGUACAGCAAUGGCACAUUCCGCUACGGUGUCAUGUGUUUCGAGAAGGCGUGA